AUGUCCCAAGAAAAGCUCAAGGUUCUUAUUGCCGGAGCUGGAAUUGCUGGCCUCUCCGUAGCUGUCGCAUUAGAAUCUCUCCCGUAUAUUGAGGUUGAGCUGUUUGAGCAAGCGACCGAGCUUCGAGAAAUCGGCGCCAGCAUUGCCAUAAGUCCCAAUGGACUCCGCUCGCUCGAGAAGCUCGGUGUACUAAAUGCUCUCGACGAAGAUGUGGCUUUUCGUGGCCCUUCUGCCAUUCCUAUGAUUUACAGACACUGGAAGACAAAUGAGGUGAUCCACCAGGACUAUUUUGCCGAUGUUUCCCUCCGUCGCCACGAAACAGCGAGAUUUCACCGGGGACAUCUGCAUGCAGCACUGCUGGAACAUGUCCCCCUGGAACGUAUUCAUUUAGGCAAAACUGUGGUUUCCGCAGAUACAUCGCAAGACAAAGUCACACUUCACUUUACUGAUGGAACAUCCACACAAGGAGAUGUUUUGAUCGGCGCGGAUGGAAUUCAUUCGAAAGUGAGGAAGUCAUUCGUUCCCGAUCAUCAGCUGUUUUCUACUGGAAAGGUCUUUCUACGGUCGACAUUUGACGCGUCCCUUGUGGAACACAUUCAGGACCUUCCGUUAGAUUCCACACAUUGGUGGGGACCAAAGGAGAACUUUUUCGCCUCUCGACUUGGGAAGAACCAGUACACUACCGUCGGCAAUUUCGACUUACCAGUAGAGACGGAUGGCAAGGUUAGGAAUGUACAGUGGGAUGCCGAGGGGAAUGUGGAAGUACUAAGACAGCGCUACAAGGACUGGAAUCCUGUGGUCAAAGCCUUGGUGGAUUCAACUCCCUAUACGCGUAUUUACCCUAACUACGCUGGCGAGCCUCUUACAACCUGGGUACUUGAUUCACGAGUGACAUUGGUCGGCGACGCAGCGCAUACCCACGGUGGUGCGUUCGCUGCUGGAGGCUCACUAGCUAUUGACGACGCUUAUGCAUUGUUUCUGGCCUUUCAACAAGCUCUGGGGUCGUGCAGAGCUCAGAAACCAAAGAGACAAGAGAUCCGAAAUGCGCUUGCUUUGUACGAUGAGACGCGGCGCCCACAUACUGAAAGGCUUUUGACGAUUGUCCUCAAAGGCAUUGGAGCCCAGGCAACGAACACAGACUCCGACGAGAUUUUAGUAGAAAGAGUUCGGAACAAGCCCAACACAACCUGGCUCUCAGAGCACGAUGUGGAGAAAGCGUUUCAAGGCGUCUUACAAAACAGAUCUGUUGGAGAUAGGGUGGAGUCGGCUACAAGUAAGCUCUGA
Messenger RNA from Aspergillus nomiae NRRL 13137, 1284 nucleotides. Its product is annotated as monooxygenase. NCBI's taxonomy places the organism in Eukaryota, Fungi, Ascomycota, Eurotiomycetes, Eurotiales, Aspergillaceae. The record is from RefSeq and is a predicted model, not a curated record. Bases 1 to 1284 code for a protein of 427 amino acids. Gene Ontology annotation, molecular function: FAD binding; monooxygenase activity. The transcript has 7 exons.